UUCCGGGGGCGCGGCGGAAGCGGAAGCGGAAGCGGCGGCGGGAGGGAUGGAGGAACCGGAGAUGCAGCUGAAGGUGAAGAAAGUGACAGACAAGUUCACGGAGAGCCUGUACGUGCUGGCCAACGAGCCGUCGGUGGCGCUGUUCCGCCUGCAGGAGCACGUCCGCCGCUCCCUGCCCGAGCUGGCCCAGCACAAGUCAGACAUGCAGAGCUGGGAGGAGCAGAGCCAGGGAGCCAUUUACACUGUGGAGUAUGCCUGCAGUGCCAUCAAGAACAUGACUGACAGCAGUGUUUAUUUCAAGAGCAUAGACAACCUCCUCAAACAUUCCAUAGCCAUGAAGGAGCAGCUGAAUUCCACCCAGGGUCGCAGCACCAUCAACCCCCAACCCAAGAAUCCUCCAGGCACCUCCUGAUUUUCCAUCCUGAAUUUUCCAACCUCAGAAAAAAAUGGAAAAAAAAAAACCCUCUGGGACUGCACAGGUAGAAAAACCCCCUGAAUUCCCAAAAAAAAAAAGCUGGAAAAUCCCAAAUCUUGUUUUUUGGGACCUUUUUUCCAUGGAAAAAUGAGGUGAUUUUAUUUAUCCUUCUCAUUUUUUUUCCAGUUUUUUUUUUUUUAUUUCCCCACAUGAGGUCUUGCUUUGAGAAUUUUGUGUUAAAAAUUGGAAUGUGAGCUUUUGUUAAAGAGGAAUUCUCCCAGGAGAAACUUUUCCAGCUGGUGCCAAGGAAUUGCUGGAUUUGCUUUUAAUGAGGACAAGAAUAAAAAGGAAAAAAAAAAAAAAAAUCCCAAAAAACCAACAAGAAAA
Oenanthe melanoleuca is the source of this 802-nucleotide messenger RNA. RefSeq names its product BLOC-1 related complex subunit 8 (gene BORCS8). The transcript is spliced from 5 exons. NCBI's taxonomy places the organism in Eukaryota, Metazoa, Chordata, Aves, Passeriformes, Muscicapidae. Bases 47 to 412 code for a protein of 121 amino acids. Gene Ontology annotation, cellular component: BORC complex. The record is from RefSeq and is a predicted model, not a curated record.